UUGCCUCCCCCGCUGAACCACUAUUCAUUUACAGUAACUGCGGCCCGCAAACGAAGCAGAAUACUACUAGUAUUGUAGCUAGCAGCUUCUACCGCAGCCUGAACCUCACAAGACUGCAGGUGAACAAUCCCCGGAUUUCAAGUUCGCGGUUCCUGCCCUGAUAACAGCCUACCUUACUACUACCACCCAUCAAGAGCACACCAUCACGCCGUCCAUCUUGCACACCCACUGAACCGCUGCGACAUCUAUUAUCCUCGACACUACCGUGGUGCUGUAACUGCAAAUUCCCCGCGGCCCUCCAAUCUUCCUGCACACCUUGAAUGGUCAUUCCCACCAUGUCCGAUUCUCCCAUCACGAAUGCGCCCGUGGGCCCGCAAGAGAAACCCAUCCUGGACAAACUGCUCUUGAUAAGAGACAAGUUGCUCCUUCUGAAGCAGGACAAAAGCACGUAUAUCAAGUCCUCGGAUGUUCUUCCACUGUACGAGCAGGUCAUCGAGCAGGUCUCCAUCCUCAAUGAAAUCCGCGGCUCGGAGCGCCUCGUCCAGAACCGCGUCGAUACCGUUCUUGAUGACUGCCUUCAGCUGAUCUCGCUAUUUUUCAUGGCCAUCGGGCGCAACCAUGAAGCGCCUGCACUGUAUGCCAUGACAGGCACCAUCACCCGUCUCUGCCACCACUUGAAAGAGGCGGCUUUCUACAGCCAAAAGGACCUUGGGAGCCUGGAGAACACCCUCGCCAAGAUGGAGGCGACUUUGGAGAAUGGGAAAGAUAAAUACUCUCAUCACUUGUUGACGAGAAUACAACAUCGUUUGGAGGUCUGUAAGGCCAUGCUGAAAGAGUUGCGGGAUUUCCUCGCCACACUGUCCCCAGAGAUGACUCCCACUUGGGAGAAAUUGGUUUCCAUUCUGCGGGCGAUUGCAGCAUUGAACACGAGAAGCAAGUAUAGUCAGAAAGACCUGGACGAACUACGCAACCAAUUGCUUCAGAUCCGAUCCACCAUGAAAGAUGGCAAGCUGCCGGACGAGUCGGGUAAUACGUCUCCUGGACAGGACCUUGUGGUUCCCUUACUCGAGAGGUGCCUCCGUUUUGCGGAUAUGGUUGAGGAAAGGAAAGGCAAGAUUGAUGAAAGAUUCCAAGAUAUCUACGAUCAACUCAUCGAGAUCCGGAACCAACUGGACCGUUUAACUAUGACACAAGCGUGGUCGCUUCGCGAGACCGAUUUGUUUAUGUGGCAACGAAAACUAGAUCGGAUCGAUGAUUCAAGGCGAGACGGCAACUUCUUCGAUGCCGAGGGUCAUCCGGCGGAUUUGCAUGCUCAAAGGACAUUGCUCUAUCUCAUCCGUCGAGGCUAUGCCUAUAUUUACCAGCUUCUGAUCGCGUCAGAACCGGUGUCGGAGGCCCUUCUCCCCAUCUAUAACCAACUUUUGACCCUACGGAGAUGUCUGAUCGAGGUCAAGAAGGCUGGGGGCGUGUCCAACCCCCGCGAACUGUACCCCUACAGCAUGAAACUCAACUCCAUCGAUAACAUGCGUGUGGACGGAAAGUUCCAAAUUGGCAAAGAUAUUCCUGAAGGGCAAGGGAGCGUCAAUGAUCUGCUAGCGGAAUGUUAUGAUUUGGCCUACGAAUUGAGAACGGCUGCUGAGGAGGAACAAGAGGACUCAUGAGUUGACUGCGGUGAUAUUGGCGUCAUGGAGGCGGAAUCAAAGUCAACUUUAUGCCUGUACGUUGUUGUAUUCAAAUUGAGGCGAAAGGGUUUAGGUAUCCCAUGAUGGUGGUGCUAUACAUGCUUCUGCCACUGGUACCGGGACUGCAGGGCUGGAAAGCUUGGGGGUGAUUUAGCUGGCGGCUCUUUUUGUGCAAGCACUGGCAUCAAUGACUUUUGUAAAUUCUCCUCGAUCAACUUUGUUCCGAAGCUGCAGAUGCGAAGGAAGUGUCAUCACGAUUCAUCACGAUUUUUAUGAAUGCCGGUACAGUUGUACAUAGUACUGGUGUCGACAAUGUAGAUCCAUCCAUAAUCAGAACCAUAUGAUUGGCGCCCUGGUGCGCAGCCUCGGCCCGCUUUUUACCCCGAGCUGGA
Exophiala dermatitidis NIH/UT8656 is the source of this 2074-nucleotide messenger RNA. RefSeq lists its product as uncharacterized. The transcript is spliced from 4 exons. Lineage: Eukaryota; Fungi; Ascomycota; Eurotiomycetes; Chaetothyriales; Herpotrichiellaceae. The record is from RefSeq and is a predicted model, not a curated record. Gene Ontology annotation, cellular component: nucleus; cytoplasm. Bases 321 to 1661 code for a protein of 446 amino acids.